Messenger RNA from Coregonus sp. 'balchen', 11377 nucleotides. Lineage: Eukaryota; Metazoa; Chordata; Actinopteri; Salmoniformes; Salmonidae. The record is from the annotation of a GenBank genome assembly.
AUGUCAACUUCAAUGGGGUAACGUCAGAGUUGUGACGUCCCAAGGAUCCCAGAUAGCAAGGACUGAUGUGCAAAUUUGACAGGAAGUGAGCAGUUCAAGAGCUAGUCGCGAGAACAUUGAGGUAUAAUAAGAAGCCACGUCAUGAAAACUUGACUGAGGAACACAACGUUCGUGAAUAAUUGUUGUCAUCGAAAGGGAGUUAUAACACAAGGGAUAUCGCCAGUCGCCACAGGACUUCGGGUCUGUUAAUUUGCCUUUAGGCAAUUAUUUGACUGUGGUCGUUUUGCCAAGAUCGUAUGGAAAGAUGUCAGAUAUCGGGGACUGGUUCAAAAGCAUCCCGUUCAUCACCCGGUACUGGUUUGCUGGGUCGAUUGCUGUUCCCUUGAUAGGUAAAUUGGGACUAAUCAGUCCCAUGUACCUCGUCUUAUGGCCAGAGAACUUCUUUCACAAAUUUCAGGUACGUUAUGGGCAGUGGGUUUGUUUAUGUGCGCUACAAUUCGCUGUGUUGCUAUGAUAGCCUAGCAUCAAGGCUAGUAGGCCUUGGAUUGUACGAGGGGUGUGAAUUCAGUCCAAUCACAAAACAAAGAGGUAGGACUUCCGGGAUGCAUGAAGACGCUAGUUCGAUGAUAGGAUAGCAGCAAUUUCAAUAGCAAAUAUGUACAAAUUAACUACAAGGUUAUUUCGAAAGGUUUGGUGAAUAUCUCACAAAUAUAUGGUGAUAUUCCUGCAUUUGUUAUAGGUUUGGUCGUGAGGUCAAUACAAUUCCACCAGGUGGUGCUAUCCCAUCCACCUUUGGACAGCCUCAUCAUAACUGGCACCUCCCACAUUACAUACAGUAGUCAUCAUGACUCAAGCAAGCAAGGGUUUCAUCAUCAUCGUCUUCUGACAGGUGGUGUCACUAGAUGUCACUAGACCCUUCUUUUGUUACUGGACCCCAGCUGUCAGGCACACACACCACAAACACACACAUUUACAUUUUAGUCAUUUAGCAGACGCUCUUAUCCAGAGCGACUUACAGUUAGUGAGUGCAUACAUUUUCAUACAGGACAUUUCACAUUCUUAAAAUAAAGUGGUGAUCCUAAAUGACCUAAAACAGGGAAUUUUUACUCUGAUUAAAUGUCAGGAAUUGUGAAAAGCUGAGUUUAAAUGUAUUUGGCUAAGGUGUAUGUAAACUUCCGACUUCAACUAUAUUUAGCCAUGGAGCACGUUCUGAUUGGCCAGUGAGGGGUCAAGCCUUGACACACCUUUAACUUGUUUAUUCAAGUUGACGGUAGUGGUGGCACAGUAGCCACCACCAGCUACUGCGCCCAUAAUUCUGGUUGUGAAAAUAGCAAAAAUAUUUCUGACACACCCGUGAAUCUAUAGCGCUAACGCCAGCGCUUACAACUUGACCAAACUGGCCCCAUUGUGCACAUGUUGAUUUUGUCUAUCCCACACAAACCACAAACCCACACACACCACAAACACAUCCAGGGUGGACAGUUUCAGUUCUCGGCCCUGACAGCUCAGCUGACUACUGGUUAUGCUAAUCGCUACAUCUCGGUUUGUGGUUGUGCGUGGUAAUGUUUAACAUUAUAUUCAUCUUUUCACUAUUAUGGCUGUACGUUGGUUAUGCAGGUAAGAAUGAGGACAUGUAGCUUAUCAUAUAUUCCUUACAGUUUAUUAGCUAUCUAAAUUAUUUAAAAUGUAUUUAUUUAGCUAGCACCGUUCAGAUAUCUACAAUGUAGCUAACUAGCCUACAUUUAGCUUGUACCUAAAAGGCUAAACAAAUUUGACGCCACAGUGAUGUUUUCAUUCAUAUGUGUGGAUUUAUUGCACUUCGGCUGACAUUUUUAUGUUCUCAGAGAGCAAAAUUGCUGUCAAGGGACCGAGUAUGAAAAAUGUAUGCACUCACUAACUGUAAGUCGCUCUGGAUAAGAGCGUCUGCUAAAUGACUAAAAUGUAAAUGUAAUGUAAAAUGUUAUCUUGUGAGGGCAGAGCAGGUUUCCAUUGGCGAGGCCACAGCUGGCACACCUGUGCUGGGCUGUUGUUCCAUUGGGUUUUUGUGGAGAGAAAGAAAUCAGUGCAGUGCCCCAACCCAGUCAGCUGUUCAUAUGGCCCAGGGUGUAUGUUUUAGGGUUGUCAACAAAACAUGAAGCAGACUUCAUUUCUUGAGAAAAAAACAUUCUAAAGUUGCAAACACACAGCCUUAUGUUGUCAGCAGUCACAUUCGUUUUUUCUCCAAACUAGGCCUGUAUCACACAAUAUGUUACAUACAGGCAGGUUUUAAAGGACAAUAUGUUACAUAUAUGCAGGUUUUAAAUGACCAUAGAGUUUAGCCUGCUUUGUGUUUUCGUGGUAUCACAAUACUGGUAUGGUAUCCUGAAUACCCUAGUGUGUUUGCAUUAAAAGGAAAGCAUGCCCAAUGCCAAGAAGCUUUUCAUAAACCUGUGAAUGUGGCAGUUGAGUACAUCAUUUUGCCCUGGCACCCACCCCCACCAGACUGUAGCCUAAAUGCUAACUGACUGUAGCCUAAAUGCUAACAGACUGUAGCCUAAAUGCUAACAGACUGUAGCCUAAAUGCUAACAGACUGUAGCCUAAAUGCUAACAGACUGUAGCCUAAAUGCUAACAGACUGUAGCCUAAAUGCUAACAGACUGUAGCCUCUGUGAGUGGUUGGUAAUAAUGUCCAAUAUGUUUCUCGCUCUCUACAGGUAUGGAGACCAAUCACCUCCACCCUCUACUUCCCUGUGGGCCCUGGAACAGGCUUCCUCUACCUAGUCAAUCUGUAUUUCCUCUACCAGUACUCUACCAGGCUGGAGACAGGUGGGUUCACACAGUCCUCUAGCAGGGUUCUGUUCAGGAGCAUGUAACGUUACAGAACGUUAAAAUAGAAGCGCCCAUGUAGAAUAUGGAAUUGUCAUAGAAAUAGAAUGAAUAGAUUUUAUAAUCUGCAACAACAUUCAGAAUGUUUCACAUCACUGAAUAGUCCUACACCCCAGCGGAGACAGGUGGGUUCACGCCAGGUCACAGAGGCUGGAGACAGGUGGGUUCACGCCAGGUCACAGAGGCUGGAGACAGGUGGGUUCACGCCAGGUCACAGAGGCUAGCUAGGCUGACAGUCUGCCAGCUCUCAUUUACAGUUGUUGUAAAUAAUACAUGUUGAGCCUGUCAUCUGGAAGAGGCCCUGCCAUCAUGCACCAAACUAUGAGCAGCCCAAUAGAGAUCACUUGUUGUUUUAUACACUACCGGUCAAAAGUUUUACAACACCUACUCAUUCAAAGGUUUUCUUUAUUUGUACUAUUUUCUACAUUGUAGAAUAAUAGUGAAGACAUCAAAACUAUGAAAUAACACAUGAAUCAUGUAGGAACCAUAAAAGUGUUAAACAAAUCAAAAUAUAUUUUAUAUUUGAGAUUCUUCAAAUAGCCACCCUUUGCCUUGAUGACAGCUUUGCACACUCUUGGCAUUCUCUCAACCAGCUUCACCUGGAAUGCUUUUCCAACAGUCUUGAAGGAGUUCCCACAUAUGCUGAGCACUUGUUGGCUGCUUUUCCUUCACUCUGCGGUACGACCAUCGCAAUUUGGUUGAGGUUGGGGGAUUGUGGAGGCCAGGUCAUCUGAUGCAGCACUCCAUCACGUUGGGUCAUUGUCCUGUUGAAAAACUAAAGAUAGUCCCACUAAGCCCAAACCAGAUGGGAUGGCGUAUUGCUGCAGAAUGCUGUGGUAGCCAUGCUGGUUAAGUGUGAAUUGAAUUCUAAAUAAAUCACAGACGGUGUCACCAGCAAAGCACCCCCACACCAUAACACCACCUCCUCCAUGCUUUACGGUGGGAAAUACACAUGCAGAGAUUAUCCGUUCACCCACACCGCGUCUCACAAAGACACGGCGGUUGGAACCAAAAAUCUCCAAUUUGGACUCCAAACCAAAGGACACAUUUCCACCUGUCUAUUGUCCAUUGCUCGUGUUUCUUGGCCCAAGCAAUUCUCUUCUUAUUAUUGGUGACCUUUAGUAAUGGUUUCUUUGCAGCAAUUCGACCAUGAAGGCCUGAGUCACACAGUCACCUCUAAACAGUUGAUGUUGAGAUGUGUCUGUUACUUGAACUCUGUGAAGCAUUUAUUUGGGCUGCAAUUUCUGAGGCUGGUAACUCUAAUGAACUUAUCCUCUGCAGCAGAGGUAACUCUGGGUCUUCCAUUUCUGUGGCGGUCCUCAUGAGAGCCAGUUUCAUCAUAGCGCUUAAUGGUUUUUGCGAGUGUUCUUGAAGGAACUUUCAAAGUUCUUGACAUUUUCCGUAUUGACUGACUUUCUUGUCUUAAAGUAAUGAUGGACUGUCGUUUCUCUUUGCUUAUUUGAGCUGUUGCCAUAAUAUGGACUUGGUCUUUUACCAAAUAGGGCUGUCUUCUGUAUACCCCCCUACCUUGUCACAACACAAAUGAUUGGCUCAAACGCAUUAAGAAAUAAAUCAAUUCCACAAAUUAACUUUUUUAAGAAGGCACAGCUGUUAAUUGAAAUGCAUUCCAGGUGACUACCUCAUGAAGCUGGUUGAGAGAAUGCCAAGAGUGUACAAAGCUGUCAUCAAGGCAAAGGGUGGCUAUUUGAAGAAUCUCAAAUAUAAAAUAUAUUUUGAUUUGUUUAACACUUUUCUGUUUACAUGAUUCCAUAUGUGUUAUUUCAUAGUUUUGAUGUCUUCACUAUUAUUCUACAAUGUAGAAAAACCCUUGAAUGAGUAAAACUUUUGACCGGUAGUGUAUAUAAAUGUAUUUUGGCUAGAAAGAGGUGAACGGUAGAGGUGAACGGUAGGAGAGAGAAUGCUUAAAGAGCAGUGGGCUGGAUUGGAACCUGACAGCGGAACAUAGUACAUGUGGUCCAGAGGCAGAGGCUUAGAACGAUAGACCACCACAUUCACUUAUUAUCCUUAGUCAGACGCCAUUAUAGAUCUUAUUUAUUACACAACAUUAGGACUGUUGGAGUUAGGAGGAAGCAGACAAUGUCAUUCAGUACACAUUGAGCUUUUUAAAAUCUUGUGAUCAUGGUGUUAGAAUAUGAUUAAAUAAAGAAUUGCUACGGUUAAAUAAAUAAUUGCGGUGUUAGGUCUGUAUGUACAGUCUCAAUUUCAAUUCAAAGGGGCUUUAUUGGCAUGGGAAACAUGUUUACAUUGCCAAAGCAAGUGAAAUAAACAAACAAAAGUGCUUAUCUCUCUCUCUCUCUCUCUCUCUGUCUCGCUCUCUCCUCUCUCGCUCUCUCUCGCUCUCCUCUCUCGCUCUCCUCUCUCGCUCUCCUCUCUCGCUCUCCUCUCUCUCUCUCUCGCUCUCCCCUCUCUCCUCUCUCUCGCUCUCUCGCUCUCCUCUCUCUCUCGCUCUCCUCUCUCGCUCUCCUCUCGCUCUCCUCUCUCGCUCUCCUCCUCUCUCUCUCCUCUCGCUCUCCUCUCUCUCUCCUCUCCUCUCUCUCUCCUCUCUCGCUCUCUCUCUCGCUCUCCUCUCGCUCUCUCUCUCUCUCUCUCGCUCUCGCCUCUCCUCUCUCGCUCUCCUCUCUCUCUCGCUCUCUCUCCUCUCUCUCGCUCUCUCCUCUCUCUCGCUCUCCUCUCUCUCUCUCGCUCUCUCCUCUCUCGCUCUCCUCUCUCGCUCUCUCGCUCUCUCCUCUCUCGCUCUCUCUCUCUCUCCUCUCUCGCUCUCCUCUCUCCUCUCUCCUCUCUCUCUCAUAUAUCUCAUCUCUUCCAGGGGCGUUUGAUGGGCGGCCGGCUGACUUUGUGUUCAUGCUGCUAUUCAACUGGAUCUGCAUCGUUGUAUCCUUUAUCUGCUUAUCAAUAUGAGGCCUUCAUCUUUUAUGCAGCUGACAAGUUUAUCAGUCAUAGGAAAUGAAUGAUGUCAAUUAGCCAUACAUUUAACUUAUCAUCACUGUCUGGUGAAAACCUCUUAUCUUCCAAACAGAAACUUUUCAGGAAUUGGAAAUAAUUACCAUAUUUUCCCAUUAAGGAACAUACCAUUAUGAACAUUUAGAAGAUAUUUUGAAAACAUUUUUUGUGUCCUUGAGUCAUGAAAUGUACAGAGAACAUUGAGGGAAGUUACUGCUUUAAACUAAUGUAAAAAAUAUAUAUAUAUUUGCAAAAUUGGAGUUAGAAGGUUUUCGUCAGACAGCGACGUUAUGCUGUUUUGUCAACUGUUAGAGGUAAUAGUGUUUCAUGUUUUUUCCUCCUGAGUCUAGGCCUUAUUAUAGGGUGUGUUAUUAGAGCUGCCCCCUGCCUGUUAAGCUGCCUAGCAACAGUUCAGCCCCUUUCCAGUGGUCUAGCUACAAUCUCUUUCUCUGUACAGCCAUGUGGUACAGCCAAACCAGUCUCUGUUUCCCUGUACAGCCAAACCAGUCUCUGUUUCCCUGUACAGCCAAACCAGUCUCUGUUUCCCUGUACAGCCAAACCAGUCUCUGUUUCCCUGUACAGCCAAACCAGUCUCUGUUUCUCUGUACAGCCAAACCAGUCUCUGUUUCCCUGUACAGCCAAACCAGUGUCUGUUUCCCUGUACAGCCAAACCAGUCUCUGUUUCCCUGUACAGCCAAACCAGUCUCUGUUUCCCUGUACAGCCAAACCAGUCUCUGUUUCCCUGUACAGCCAAACCAGUCUCUGUUUCCCUGUACAGCCAAACCAGUCUCUGUUUCCCUGUACAGCCAAACCAGUCUCUGUUUCCCUGUACAGCCAAACCAGUCUCUGUUUCCCUGUACAGCCAAACCAGUCUCUGUUUCCCUGUACAGCCAAACCAGUCUCUGUUUCCCUGUACAGCCAAACCAGUCUCUGUUUCCCUGUACAGCCAAACCAGUCUCUGUUUCCCUGUACAGCCAAACCAGUCUCUGUUUCCCUGUACAGCCAAACCAGUCUCUGUUUCCCUGUACAGCCAAACCAGUCUCUGUUUCCCUGUACAGCCAAACCAGUCUCUGUUUCCCUGUACAGCCAAACCAGUCUCUGUUUCCCUGUACAGCCAAACCAGUCUCUGUUUCCCUGUACAGCCAAACCAGUCUCUGUUUCCCUGUACAGCCAAACCAGUCUCUGUUUCCCUGUACAGCCAAACCAGUCUCUGUUUCCCUGUACAGCCAAACCAGUCUCUGUUUCCCUGUACAGCCAAACCAGUCUCUGUUUCCCUGUACAGCCAAACCAGUCUCUGUUUCCCUGUACAGCCAAACCAGUCUCUGUUUCCCUGUACAGCCAAACCAGUCUCUGUUUCCCUGUACAGCCAAACCAGUCUCUGUUUCCCUGUACAGCCAAACCAGUCUCUGUUUCCCUGUACAGCCAAACCAGUCUCUGUUUCCCUGUACAGCCAAACCAGUCUCUGUUUCCCUGUACAGCCAAACCAGUCUCUGUUUCCCUGUACAGCCAAACCAGUCUCUGUUUCCCUGUACAGCCAAACCAGUCUCUGUUUCCCUGUACAGCCAAACCAGUCUCUGUUUCCCUGUACAGCCAAACCAGUCUCUGUUUCCCUGUACAGCCAAACCAGUCUCUGUUUCCCUGUACAGCCAAACCAGUCUCUGUUUCCCUGUACAGCCAAACCAGUCUCUGUUUCCCUGUACAGCCAAAACCAGUCUCUGUUCCCUGUACAGCCAAACCAGUCUCUGUUCCAGUACAGCCAAACCAGUCUCUGUUUCCCUGUACAGCCAAACCAGUCUCUGUUUCCCUGUACAGCCAAACCAGUCUCUGUUUCCCUGUACAGCCAAACCAGUCUCUGUUUCCCUGUACAGCCAAACCAGUCUCUGUUUCCCUGUACAGCCAAACCAGUCUCUGUUUCCCUGUACAGCCAAACCCCCUGUCUGCUGGUAGCCUAGCUACGGUCUCUGUACAGCCAUGUGGUUAAUCCAGGUCACAUGGAGGGACAACACUGCUCACAUGAAAGAUCUGGUUCAAAUACAGAUGCUGCCUCAGUGACUGUGUUGUGGUUAAAGAACCUCAGUACAGCUGGAAUGGAUCAUUAGGCUCCUCUAUGCUCCGUGACAGAACAUCCACAAUAGUUCUGUUGUCAAGUCAUCUGUUCCACUGCUUCUCCUUUUGGGCAACUAAACGGGAAAUGAAGGUCAGGGUAUGUGGCCUGUUUUAUAUAUAACUAGAUGAAACAGUUAAUUCAACAUCUGUAAAAUAAUUGAUCCUGACAGGAGGGAUACAGGUUUCCUUAACUGCUUGUGUAGAUAACUGGGUUAAUGAUGGAUAUGCAGGUAAGUGUCUUCCUCCUGUUUUCUCUCUGUCCCUAGAUUAGAAGAAAUAAGACCUGUUGCCUUUUUCGUUUACCACAACGUUCCAAGACAAAUAGUCAAAAUCAUGCUUUAAAGGCUAAGUCAGCCAAACCCUACUGUACCUAUCAAUGAUAGGCAAGGUCUUAUUAGCUUGAUAUAUAGGGACAUGGAAAAUCCACUCUAACUCUUUUUUUGUCUUUAAUCUUUAGAACAUAAUGUAAACUAGGUUCAUUAAGAAGGUCAGAUGAUCAGACUGGUCUAGUUUAUGAUGAUGGGGAGUUACUCUCAGAUGAUCAGACUGGUCUAGUUUAUCAUGAUGGGGAGUUGCUGUCAGAUGAUCAGACUGGUCUAGUUUAUCAUGAUGGGGAGUUACUCUCAGAUGAUCAGACUGGUCUAGUUUAUCAUGAUGGGGAGUUGCUGUCAGAUGAUCAGACUGGUCUAGUUUAUCAUGAUGGGGAGUUACUCUCAGAUGAUCAGACUGGUCUAGUUUAUCAUGAUGGGGAGUUGCUGUCAGAUGAUCAGACUGGUCUAGUUUAUCAUGAUGGGGAGUUGCUGUCAGAUGAUCAGACUGGUCUAGUUUAUCAUGAUGGGGAGUUGCUGUCAGAUGAUCAGACUGGUCUAGUUUAUCAUGAUGGGGAGUUACUCUCAGAUGAUCAGACUGGUCUAGUUUAUCAUGAUGGGGAGUUGCUGUCAGAUGAUCAGACUGGUCUAGUUUAUCAUGAUGGGGAGUUACUCUCAGAUGAUCAGACUGGUCUAGUUUAUCAUGAUGGGGAGUUGCUGUCAGGUGAUCAGACUGGUCUAGUUUAUCAUGAUGGGGAGUUGCUGUCAGAUGAUCAGACUGGUCUAGUCUAUCAUGAUGGGGAGUUGCUGUCAGAUGAUCAGACUGGUCUAGUUUAUCAUGAUGGGGAGUUGCUGUCAGAUGAUCAGACUGGUCUAGUUUAUCAUGAUGGGGAGUUGCUGUCAGAUGAUCAGACUGGUCUAGUUUAUCAUGAUGGGGAGUUGCUGUCAGAUGAUCAGACUGGUCUAGUUUAUCAUGAUGGGGAGUUGCUGUCAGGUGAUCAGACUGGUCUAGUUUAUCAUGAUGGGGAGUUGCUGUCAGAUGAUCAGACUGGUCUAGUUUAUCAUGAUGGGGAGUUGCUGUCAGAUGAUCAGACUGGUCUAGUUUAUCAUGAUGGGGAGUUGCUGUCAGAUGAUCAGACUGGUCUAGUUAUCAUGAUGGGGAGUUGCUGUCAGAUGAUCAGACUGGUCUAGUUUAUCAUGAUGGGGAGUUGCUGUCAGAUGAUCAGACUGGUCUAGUUUAUCAUGAUGGGGAGUUGCUGUCAGAUGAUCAGACUGGUCUAGUUUAUCAUGAUGGGGAGUUGCUGUCAGAUGAUCAGACUGGUCUAGUUUAUCAUGAUGGGGAGUUGCUGUCAGAUGAUCAGACUGGUCUAGUCUGCUGUAUCUUGUUUCACAGCGGGGCCGACACUCGGUGUGUGUCCCAAAUGGCACCCUAUUCCCUUUAUAGUGCACUCUGGUCAAAAGUAGUGCACUAUAUAGGGAAUAGGGUGCCAUUUGGGACUGCCUCAGACAGCUAAGAGGCUAGUCGUCCUGCCUCGGUGCUACUGACCAUACAUCUACCAGAGGUCAUCACAACCACUGUCAUUUAGUUUAAACAAACUGGACACCUCCGUGGUCACCAUGACACAAUAACAAUUAUGCCAUCUAAAGCUUCAGUGCUAAGGUAUCUCUGCUGCCUGUGUCGCUGCAGCCUCUUGGUCAGUUGGUUUGUAAAAGAGGAUGUAUCUAUAACCUACAUCAGGGUUCUUCAAUUCCAGUCCUGGAGGGCCGAAACACCUCUGUUUUUCAUCCUCUCCUUCUAAUCAGGGGCUAAUUCAGACCUGGGACACCAGGUGAGUGCAAUUAACUACCAGGUAGAAAUAAAAAAACAGAAGUGUUUCGGCCCUCCAGGACCGGAAUUGAAGAACCCUGCUCUACAUGAUUAGAUAAAGCUAAUACAUUGUUUAGGGGUUUUUUGGUCCACCUCUUCUUAUGAAAUAACUGAUUUGAGAACUACUACUAAAAUAUGCAAAUCUUGUUGUGUUUUCCAGCUCCUGAUGAUCCCGUUGAUAAUGUCUGUCCUGUACGUGUGGGCUCAGCUGAACAGAGAAACAAUAGUCUCCUUCUGGUUCGGAACACGCUUCAAAGCAUGUUAUCUACCCUGGGUCAUCCUUGGAUUCAACUACAUCAUUGGGGGCUCGUAAGUAGUUCCAUUAUUUUUGUCAACAAUUCAACAUGAUUAUAACAACAAUUACAUUUUCAACAGAAAUGUCAAAGUCGAUAGUAAAAUCCUGAAUGUCUUGGUUGUCUACUCUCAUCUCCAGUGUUGUCAAUGAACUGAUUGGGAACCUGGUGGGUCACCUCUACUUCUUCCUGAUGUUUAAAUACCCCAUGGACCUGGGAGGCAGGUCCUUCCUCUCAACACCUGACUUCCUGUGAGUUCCUCUGCUACUCUACCUGUCUGGUGUCCCAAUCAUGUGUUGCUUUAAUCCUGAAGCAACAUGACUGGUAGAAAUGUCAUGAAUAGAGCUCAGAGAUGCAUAAUGCAUGUUUGUUCUACACAAUAUAUUUAUAUGUAAACAUUCCUGCUGAACACAGCCCUGUUGUCCUCUGUGAUUCCUGCUGAACACAGCCCUGUUGUCCUCUGUGAUUCCUGCUGAACACAGCCCUGUUAUCCUCUGUGAUUCCUGCUGAACACAGCCCUGUUGUCCUCUGUGAUUCCUGCUGAACACAGCCCUGUUGUCCUCUGUGAUUCCUGCUGAACACAGCCCUGUUGUCCUCUGUGAUUCCUGCUGAACACAGCCCUGUUGUCCUCUGUGAUUCCUGCUGAACACAGCCCUGUUGUCCUCUGUGAUUCCUGCUGAACACAGCCCUGUUGUCCUCUGUGAUUCCUGCUGAACACAGCCCUGUUGUCCUCUGUGAUUCCUUACUCUACAUUUCAGAGAUGCAUGUCUGUUUUAAUACAGUAUGGGGUCCUCUCUCUCGUCUACAGGUACCGCUUCCUGCCCAACAGACGAGGGGGCGUGUCUGGGUUUGGAGCUCCGCCCAGCAGGAGACCUGCAGCUCCAGAGGCCGGAGGUGGUGGUGGUGGUGGUGGUGGUGGAGGAGGUAUGGGAGGACGUCAUGCCUGGGGAGCUGGCUUCCGUCUAGGGGACGACUGA